This is a messenger RNA of Aspergillus niger, 750 nucleotides long. RefSeq lists its product as uncharacterized. Gene Ontology annotation, molecular function: N-acetyltransferase activity. NCBI's taxonomy places the organism in Eukaryota, Fungi, Ascomycota, Eurotiomycetes, Eurotiales, Aspergillaceae. The coding region runs from base 1 to 750 and encodes 249 amino acids. The record is from RefSeq and is a predicted model, not a curated record. The transcript has 4 exons. Gene Ontology annotation, biological process: protein acetylation.
AUGCUGCUUAAUGCCAAGACAGCCAUUUCCACCUCCACGGUGCUUUUAGUCCCAUAUUCCAAAUGGCACGUUCCAAGAUACCAUGAAUGGAUGAAAGAUGAGGAAAUCCAAGAAGCAACCGCCUCCGAACCCCUCUCUAUAGAGGAAGAAUACGCCAUGCAACAAAGCUGGCGCCAAGACCCGGACAAAUUAACAUUCAUCGUCUGUCUCCCAUCACCAUCCCAAACAGAAACCUCAACACCCGCCAUCAAAGACACAGACGACGCCUCGGAUCGAAUGGUCGGAGACAUCAAUUUAUUCCUCCGCGUCGAUGACGGCGAAGAAGGAGACGCGGAGCCCCAAAUCAUCGGGGAAAUUGAACUAAUGAUAGCCGAGAAGAAUAACCAGCGCAAGGGCUUUGGGAAAGCCGCUCUGAAUACUUUCCUACGGUAUAUCGUUGACCAUGAAGCGGAGAUUUUGGAUGAGUUUGUUAGCAGGGAUGAGACUGCCGCGACGGCAUUGAAGGGGAUGGAGGCGGUCCUUAAGUUUGCUUGUUUGAGUGUGAAAAUUGGUCAGGCUAAUGAGCGGAGUCUGGCGCUGUUUGAGGGUGCUAUGUUUCGGAAGGUUGCUGAGGAGCCGAAUUACUUUGGGGAGUUUGAGUUGAGGAGGGAAAGGGAGGCGCUUGGACGGGAGAUGGUUGAUGUGAGUUUGGAGAGGGCUGGGGUGUCGGGAUUUGCUGGUUAUGAUAGAAUACUGUCACAUAGAUCUUAG